Messenger RNA from Porites evermanni, 470 nucleotides. The record is from the annotation of a GenBank genome assembly. NCBI's taxonomy places the organism in Eukaryota, Metazoa, Cnidaria, Anthozoa, Scleractinia, Poritidae.
AUGCAUGUUAUCCAGAGCGCCCAUCAGCUUUACUCCAUCCUGAGCGACCCCUCCUACCACAUCAGUGCUAUCAGGAUCUGUUCCGAAGACGUCAUGGAAGUGGUCACCACCCGAGACGACGAAGAGGUGGAACGAAGCUUGAAGACUAAUUUAUGUAUUGUUAUUUUCACACCAGCUCAUGCCAGAUACUCAAAACAUUACAACAGCGAGUGUUGUAUUAUGUCACGGAUUCGGUCAUAUAUAAAUGGCGCCCAGGGCAGGUAGAAAUUCCCUUAGGUGUGUUUUUGGGAGAAUUCACCGACGAAGUAGAAGGUGACCCCAUCAUAGAAUUUGCCAGUGGGGGUGCGAAAAACUAUGGGUAUGAAACCAGGGGAGGGAAAGUAGAAUGUAGAGUUAGGGGAUUUUCACUGAAUUACAAGAACAAACAAAUUUUGAAUUUUUAUACCCUCCGCGAUAACAUUUUGAAAGAA